UUGCUGGGCUGAGUCAGUCAGUCUGUCGGAGUCUGUCCUCGCAGCAGGCGGAGUGAAGGGACAUCUGAGAGCCAGCUGUCCGAUUAUUGUUUCCCCUCCCUCUCUCCCGCCCCACAUUUCUCUUCACUCUUCUCCCACCUUUGCUCGCGUAGCCAUGGCGGAGCCGUCGGCGGCCACUCAGUCCCCGUCUGUCUCCUCGUCGUCCUCUGGGGCCGAGCCGUCCGCGACCGGCGGCGGCGGGAGCCCGGGAGCCUGCCCCGCCCUGGGGGCGAAGAGCUGCGGCUCCUCCUGUGCGGAUUCCUUUGUUUCUUCCUCUUCCUCUCAGCCUGUAUCUCUAUUUUCGACCUCACAAGUGCAUGAUCUGAUUUUCUGGAGAGAUGUGAAGAAGACUGGGUUUGUCUUCGGCACAACGCUGAUCAUGCUACUUUCCCUGGCCGCUUUCAGUGUCAUCAGUGUGGUUUCUUACCUCAUCCUGGCUCUUCUCUCUGUCACCAUCAGCUUCAGGGUCUACAAGUCUGUCAUCCAAGCUGUACAGAAGUCAGAAGAAGGCCAUCCAUUCAAAGCCUACCUGGAUGUAGAUAUUACUCUGUCCUCGGAAGCCUUCCAUAAUUACGUGAAUGCUGCCAUGGUGCACAUCAACAGGGCCCUGAAACUCAUUAUUCGUCUCUUUCUGGUGGAAGAUCUGGUUGACUCCUUGAAGCUGGCUGUCUUCAUGUGGCUGAUGACCUAUGUUGGUGCCGUUUUUAAUGGAAUCACCCUUCUGAUUCUUGCCGAACUGCUCAUUUUCAGCGUCCCAAUUAUCUAUGAGAAAUACAAGACCCAGAUUGAUCACUAUGUUGGCAUUGCCCGGGAUCAGACCAAGUCAAUUGUUGAAAAGAUCCAAGCAAAACUUCCCGGAAUCGCCAAAAAAAAGGCAGAAUAAGCACAUGGAAACCAGAAAUGCAACAGUUACUAAAAUACCAUUUAAUAGUUCUAAUGUUGUUACUUGUAUUAUGAAGGAACAUGCUCAGCGUCAGCUUGAGCCUGCAUUCCAAGCUUUUUUUUUUUUUUAAUUUGGUGUUUUCUCCCCUCCUUUCCCUUUACCCUCAGUAUCAAGCACAAGAAUUGUUGGACUAAAAGAAGAACUAUCUUAGAACCCAAAAGAAAAAGAAAGAAUCAAAUUAAUAGAAUAAAUCAAUAUCUUAGUGGUAGUAGAGCUUUUACCUGUAGCUUGAAAGGGGAAAGAUUGGAGGUAAAGGAGAAAAUGAAAGGUAGAACACAUCUCUUGGGUCCUUCUAUCCAGUUUUCAAGGAUUAGUCUUACACAGCUUCCCAUUAUAGUUUCGCCCUUAGUUUUAAGUUAAGAAAUAAUGAUUAACUUAUGAAGAAAUUAUUUGGGGACAGGAAUGGGAUUCCUUCAAGGCCCUUGGGUUUUUUGCAGCCCUUUCAUUCCAUCUUCCUGCCCCACGAUGUGAGCAGCUACUCCUCAUCUUUCUCUCCUUCACUUAAUGGUAUAACUUUCAACUCUCAUAAUAACUUAUAGGUGAUAGUGAAAAUUCCUGAUUCCCAGAAUGCCCCCUGAUAAAUAAGAAUGGAAAUAGAAAGUGAGACUGGAGAGGGAGUCAGGAGGAGCACCACUGUGGCUGCCACUCCCUCUGCCACUCAUCCCCAGGAAGGAAAGGCUCUGCCCUUUGGGAAGGUGGUGUCUGUGUCAUUUCUCUCAGACAUCAGUGCUGAGCAUUAGUUUAAGAACUCAUUCCCCAAUGUGCUUUCCUCCCUCUCCCCUGCCCACCUCACUUCAAGUUUAAUGAAUAUGGUUGUUCUUUUCUUACUAUGAAAUAAAUGUCUGUAACUGCUGUA
This is a messenger RNA of Cynocephalus volans (Philippine flying lemur), 1838 nucleotides long. It is a transcript of the gene RTN3, whose product is annotated as reticulon 3. The transcript has 8 exons. Gene Ontology annotation, cellular component: endoplasmic reticulum membrane. Lineage: Eukaryota; Metazoa; Chordata; Mammalia; Dermoptera; Cynocephalidae. The record is from RefSeq and is a predicted model, not a curated record. The coding region runs from base 155 to 922 and encodes 255 amino acids.